Messenger RNA from Drosophila biarmipes, 1372 nucleotides. RefSeq names its product sterol carrier protein 2. Bases 92 to 1315 code for a protein of 407 amino acids. The record is from RefSeq and is a predicted model, not a curated record. Lineage: Eukaryota; Metazoa; Arthropoda; Insecta; Diptera; Drosophilidae. The transcript has 4 exons. Gene Ontology annotation, molecular function: acyltransferase activity, transferring groups other than amino-acyl groups.
CUUGGCGUAUAUAAGAAAGCAACCUGUUGAUCCACCUCAGUCGAUACAGUGAGUCCGAUCCGUGAACCCGCAGAGUACAAACAGCCAAAAAAUGACCAAGACCAGAGUUUACGUUAUCGGAGUGGGCAUGACCAAGUUCGAGAAGCCCGGUCGUCGAACUGAUGUUUGCUACCCGGACUUCGCCAAGGAAGCUGUUACAAAGGCUCUCCAGGACGCGGGCAUCAAGUUCGAGGAAGUGCAGCAGGCGGUGGCUGGCUACGUUUACGGUGACUCCACCUGCGGACAGCGGGCGAUCUACGAGGUGGGCAUGACCGGCAUUCCCGUCUACAAUGUGAACAACAACUGCUCCACGGGAUCGAGUGCCCUGUAUCUGGCCAAGCAGAUAGUCGAGGGCGGAAACGCCGACUGCGUCCUGGCCCUGGGAUUCGAGAAGAUGGAGCGUGGAUCCCUGUCCUCAAAGUACUUUGAUCGCGCCAAUCCCAUGGAGCGUCACAUCACUGAAAUGGGUGAACUGACCGAGAUCGGAGCUGGCCCUAUGGCUGCCCAGAUCUUUGGCAACGCAGGCAAGGAGCACAUGAAGAAGUAUGGCACCAAGCCCGAGCACUUCGGCAAAAUCGCCUGGAAGAACCACAAGCACUCGGUUAAUAAUCCCUACUCGCAGUUCCGCGAUGAGUACACCCUGGAGCAGAUUAUGAAGUCGCCCCAGGUGGUGGAGGGCGUGCUGACCAAGCUGCAGUGCUGCCCCACUUCGGAUGGAUCAGGAGCUGCCAUCCUCGCCUCGGAGGCCUUCGUCCGCCGCCAUGGAUUGGAGAAGCAGGCAGUUGAGAUUGUGGGCAUGGAGAUGGCCAGUGAUCCAGCAUCUACCUUCGCCGACAAGAGCCUGAUGAAGAUUGCCGGAACCGACAUGACCCGUCUGGCCACUCAGCGCCUGUUUGCCAAGAGCGGCUAUAAGCCCCAGGAUGUCCAGGUGGUGGAACUGCACGAUUGCUUCUCGGCCAACGAGCUGGUCACCUAUGAGGCCCUUGGACUGUGUGGAGAGGGCAAGGCCGGCGAGUUCAUCGACGCCGGAGACAACACCUACGGCGGAAAGUUCGUGGUGAACCCCAGCGGUGGCCUGAUCUCCAAGGGUCAUCCUCUGGGAGCCACUGGUCUGGCUCAGUGUGCCGAGCUCUGCUGGCAGCUGCGUAGAUUGGCCGAGAAACGCCAGGUGCCCAACGCCCAGCUGGCUCUGCAGCACAAUCUUGGUUUGGGAGGAGCCGUGGUGGUGGCUCUCUACCGUCUUGGUUUUCCGGGUGCCUCUAAGGCAAAGUUGUAAGGGUUGAGAACUGAUUUUUGUAAAUAUUUGUAUUAAAAGUGAACUGCUUAAAACGUU